GCUGGGCCGGCACGCUGUGGCUGACGUCUCAUGCAGCAGCCGACCGCCUGCUGUGCGGAGUUGGCACCAACACCUUUGUUGACUGCCCACAAUGCCUGGAGACCAGUAUGAAUUCAAACGCGAUUGACUUUUGGUGGAACUGGGACUAUGACAUAAGAGUGGACCAUAGCCACCUGCCACCUCAGGUGGUGAGGAAGGCGAAAAAGACAUUCACCCCGAUGAUCUGGGGAACGAAGAUGCCUAAGGACUAUAGCUUCUUUCAUCUGGGAGGCGAGUACAUCAUGGGUUAUAAUGAGCCGGACCAGUACGGCCCUGCCUGCGCUGGGGAGACAACCGCAAGGACCUUCGGCUGUGGUGAGAAGGACUACAGACCAGCGACCAGUGCGGGUUUCGCCUCCCUUUUUGACCCCGUGAAAGCUGCCACGGCCUGGCAGAUUUUGGUGACCAAGCUGGCGAGUGUCGCCAAAGAAAGCGGAGGAUCCGUGCGCAAGAUUGCGGCGCCGGCUAUGGCUCAGGCGGCCCAGCCGGAAGACGACUGCAGCCGAGAUCCGGUGCUACCAAACGCCACAAAGUAUUGCCGUGGCUGGCUGCAGGCCUUCAAAGCCAAAGCUUUGACGCUGCAGUGUACCAGCCUCCAUGGGCGGUUGACGAACUGCUGGGAUGUUAUUGAAGCGCUGCCCAUCCACGCCUAUGGCAGAUCUGCGAAAGAGAUUAAGGACAAGCUCCAUGAGUACCACAAGGUCUUCCUGGAGGAUUUCCAAGGCACCUCCGGCAGGACGAAGAAGACGCUUUGGCUUACCGAGGUGACCAUGGGCACGAACGAGGCCGAGGAUCUCGUUACAUUCGUCGAUGACCUGAUGAACCCGACUACGGGCCUUCAGAAUCGACAGCUUUUUGGAUUUGUGGAGCGCAUCAGCUGGUUCUCCGAAUGGAGCAUGGGCGCGUUCACCCUGGGCUCUUACAAGCCACACAGCUACGAGGCCGAAGAUUUCAUCUUGACGCAUUGUCGAAGUGUGGGCAGGAGAAUGGCUUUGCCCAGGAGCCUCAAGCGUAGAGCGGUAUAG
Molecule: messenger RNA, 1064 nt
Organism: Symbiodinium sp. CCMP2456
Lineage: Eukaryota; Dinophyceae; Suessiales; Symbiodiniaceae
Source: the annotation of a GenBank genome assembly